This is a messenger RNA of Pararge aegeria (speckled wood butterfly), 2981 nucleotides long. RefSeq lists its product as uncharacterized. Gene Ontology annotation, biological process: engulfment of apoptotic cell; phosphatidylserine exposure on apoptotic cell surface; apoptotic process involved in development. Lineage: Eukaryota; Metazoa; Arthropoda; Insecta; Lepidoptera; Nymphalidae. Bases 160 to 1896 code for a protein of 578 amino acids. The record is from RefSeq and is a predicted model, not a curated record. The transcript has 4 exons. Gene Ontology annotation, cellular component: plasma membrane.
UUAAGUUUUUUGGGAAAUGCGUUUUAAAAUCAAUGUUCAGUGAUUAAUUUGGUUACUUCAUUCAUUAGUAAAAAUGUCAUAUGUAUUCAUCAACGGUUUCAUAAUCUUCACAAUGAGUGACAACAUUUGAGUUCAUUAUUAUUAGCAAAACUAAACACGAUGGUAUGUGAAUUGGACAAAGAUGUCGCAGGCGAAAUUUUGGGGUGGAAGCUGCCGGCAUGGCAGGCUUUGCUUUUGCACCGAGUUAUGCCAUCUUGCGGGGGGCUGGUGAUUUACCUGAUCGUCAUUUGCUACGACUUGGCACUAGUUUACGAACAGUUUCAGAAUAAUGAUAAUACGCUUUCAAUGUUCUGCUUGAUUAUAAUGGUGAUGCCUGCACUGCUGUCGCUGGUGUUCACUCUCGCCUCUCCACCACCAGGCUUGCAGACAGAGGAGUCAGCUUUCACCGUAAAAAUAAAGAAGACUGAUUUGCUAUGGAUUGUUAAAGAAUUUUUAAGUGCUCUCUUCUUUCCUAUUGCUGCGAUUGGGAGAUAUUGCUAUUUGAUAUUCUGGUGGAUAGAAGCGGUUUGUGCAUCUCGCAUGCAAGACGAGGCUCGGACCCGGGAAGCGAUUGCCAGAGCCCGCGCCCCAUCUUCAAUGGAGCUCUAUUUAUUUCUGCAGGCCUUCAUACAUUGCGCACCUUACGCCGUUAUCAAUAUCCUAGACAUGUUGGCACGCUAUUCGAGUCCGGACUUUGAUAAGAUUAAUUUGCAAGCAGUCAGCUUGAUUGCAUCUUCACUUCGAAUGGCAAGUACAGCUACGAUGUAUCGUAGAUUCGAAAGGGAAAAGUUGUGUGGCCGGAAAUAUCCAUGGGGAAAUGAAGUAGAAAAUCAAGAGAAAACAUCUAAUGAAGAUGACAUCGACCAAACAAAUAACAAUGAUCAACACCGGAUAAGUUACGGUCCAAUAAUGAAACAACAGUCAAUCUCUUCGCAGAAGGAGAACGAGGAUCGAGAACAAGCGAAUAGUGAUUUAAUACAAUUUUCCCCGCGUAGUUCAGAAAUCCAAGAACCAUUUUACGAUGAUUACAUAGAUUCGGAUUCAGACAUGAGUUCGGAAGACUUCCCUCCUGUUACCCGUAACGAGAACUAUGACAGCGACGACGAAUACGUUCGACCUAUAUCCAUUAUAGAUCGAGUAGCACCGCGGAGGCGUGACACACAAUACACAAUCGAAAUCGUAGAUGUUCCACCGCCACCGGCGGAACCGGCGCCGCGGCCUGGCUCAUUGGCCGUGUGGGCGGAGAAAUUAGUUGAAAAUGCCGAAUCAAUACCAACCUGGCUGUCUGCACCACCUCGGAGAAAGCACUGGGAAGUAAUUCAGGACGAGCCUGACAUUCCGCGCAGAGUUCCGCGAACCUAUUUGCGAGGUCUACUGCCUCAGGACGCAACUGCUGCGCUUGUUAACUUUUUAGGGUGGUACUCAUUUUUCGUAGCGCGGUUGAUAUCCAUAGCUGCGUUUAUAAAUUUCUUUCCUUUCGUUGCCAUUUUUAUUUUGAUGUGUCAUUAUCAGGUGAUGUUACUAUUUCUAAUAGUACCGCAAGCGAGUACGGUGAAGAGAGCGUUCUAUGUGUUCCUCGCGUUCAUAUACUUGUUCUGCCUUAUGGAGUUUAAGAUUCGUUUCCGCCACGUUCGCGUGUGGCAUGUGUUUUGGAUCAUAGUGUGCACUGUGGAGAUCGUUAUUUUCAUUUCAUUAUGGGCGUCUAUUGACAAUAAUCUUCAUAGUUGGUGGAAAGGUUUUGUUGUAAUUGUGACAAUUAGCAGUAUGCUGUUAAGUUAUAUGCUAUUUAUUGUAUAUUUCUUGCUGUUGCAGCCAAGAGAAACUGUAGUGCAUUUAAAUAGAGUUGUUAAAAAGUAAUAUAAGUAAUAUAAAGUUUAAUUUAGCUACAAUAAUAAAUAGCUACUAAUAUAAAACGGUACCUAUGUAAGAGGUUUUAAGGCCACCGUUGGUUCGUGUUUUAGAAAGAACGACGUUGACAGAUCUAUUUAUUGCUUUUCCUAAGAGAAAACCAAUAAUAGCAUUGCGUAAGGUUUACAUUUACGACUACAACAUUAGUCUCGUAUGUUUUGUUAUAUACCCUAUUCUUCUACGCUGACAUUCCAAAGGUGCAUGGCGUAAUACACUUAUAGCAAUAAACAUGAUGCUUUGUGUUACUCACUUCAAAGAAAUUACUACGGCUGUGAUUGAAGUCUUCCUUUUCGGCAGCUGUACAAUUUUUAACCAUUUCCCCUUUUGCCUUGUUAUUUAUUUGAUGCUAACAACUGCUUUCGAUCUUGUACGAUUGGAUUGAAAGUAGACGCGUGCAGCACGUCAAAGGCUUGCAAUAAAAAGGUUUUAAGUUAGUUUUAAAAUAAACUAUUUGAGACUAGAAGAAUCUGCGAAUGAUUUUAAACAACGAUGGUAGUAGAAGGUGGGUUUUGCACACCUUAAUAGCAUACGUAGGAUAGGAUUGUUGUUUUUUAUUUACCAUGAGCACUUUUCUUAAAUGCCCGUGGAUUAAAAUGAUUCGAAGUUGUUUUGAAAUACGCUGGACAGCGUCGGAACUAUAUAGUACUUUCUUGUUUCAAUUUAGAUAUUCGCGCUAUGAUCCGAAAUAAACGAAACAAGUAUCCAGUUAUGGUUUUAACUAUGUAGGCAAGUGUCCUUUAAUUUAUGUGUUAUUAAACGCGUUCGACUUCUCAGUAUUCACAAUACCUAUUCUUAUGUAAGCAAUUAACUAAAUAUUAAACUUAGAUAUGAAAUAACAUAUGCACUUAUACCUACUCCAGAGUCGGGUGGAUUACCCAUACGAUGAGCCUUUUAUCAUAACACAGAUCGUCAUUCAUUCAUAAGCAGUUGAUGAUGCGAAUCGUAAUUUUUUUAGUCGAAUUAUAAUUUUGUCGGAUGCUCUAUAGAGAUUAGUCAUAAGUUAUUUUUAGAUGAAAAAGAAUGACAGACAUCAC